AAUGAAAUUGAUAUUUUUGACGCAGAUCAUUUGUUUGAGAACUUGAAUGUAAUGGAUAUUCUAGAAAAGACGAUGAUUUCGGUACUUAUCGGUUUCUGUUUUAUAACUAUGCCGAUGGUGAACUGUGGUGGAAAGAAUGUGGAAUUUAUAUUGGAAACUGAAGCAUUUGUGGAUGUGUCCUGGACUGUCGAUCGUCCACUCGCUUCCGGUAACAAAACAACUCUUUUAAUGACCGGAAAACGGAUAAAUUUUCCAUUCUGUUUACGGAAAGAGAGUGCAGUGUUAGUUAAACAAGUGCUGUACUCGAAGGAUGAUCCAGGGAAUUCGCUUACAGUUCAAUUCGACGCAGAAACCGUUGCCAAAGGAGAAACGUAUGGAAAAACUAACGGUGGCAAUCAGUGGAGCGUGAUUAACUCGAUGAGUCUGGCAGGUAACGAGGUAGUGCUACAACGUGGACGACACAUCAUGUCUGUAUUCCCGGAGUCAACGGAUCAGAAUGGGGUGGAACUCGAUAAAGUUGUCCUAGUAGUUGAUGAUGAUUUAUUAAAUGAGGACAUGUUCACAUGUAAGACCUAUUGUCUUCCAGAAAUACCACAACAUAGAUAUACACCAGUCGAACGUCUCCCAGUUGGACGACUCGUUCAAAGAAGCACCACGACAAAUUGCACUGAAAAGAAGAAUGUCGUAAUGGACUUGUAUCACUCGAGUAUUAAAAAGUUCCGAAUCACCGCCCAGCACCCAUCCUACAGAAGUCUCUUGAACGUCCGAAAAGCCAAUUAUACAAACUGUGACGUUCCUAAGCCUACAAUUUGGGAGUUUGGAAACUUCAGUCUAACCGAUGGACUAGCAAAUAAAGCUUUAGUUGACGCUGAAGGGGUUUUGCUGCAGCUGGAGAAGACCCCAGACGCUGUGGGAUGUUUCGAUCUGGGAACAAAUUUUAACAUCACUGUCCAACGUCGGGACAUAGAUAUUCCUCAAUUAGGUGGAAAGUUGAGUUUAACUAUUAACGGUCAUACUUCUGAUGUAACAGUUGAUAGCCAAAUCAAAGACAGGGUAAGUGAAUGGAUACAUUUUGCAAGACGAACAAUUCCAAAAUCACAGAGCAGUUUAGAAAUACCAAUAGAUGACGGGACCUGGUCGAGAGUCAACAAUCAAGUCCAGAUGAGAGUCUGUGGCGGUGGAAAGAAUUUUGAAAUAGAGUCUUGGAAACUAACCAGGAGAGAGCUGAAAUCAGACAAAGCAGAAAUAUUUGCGGAUACUGGUGAUUUCGCAGCGGAAGCUGUGUUCCGCGAUAUCUGGUGGAUGGGAGAUGAAGGGAUGAAACUUUCAGUGAAAGGUAGCACCAUUGUCUCAUACGGACAUUAUAUCAGAAUCUACACACGUGUUCCAUGGGGAGGUUACUCUCAAACCCUUGUUAUUUAUCAAGAUGGCGUUAUACGUCUACUGCCACCAACAAUGCACGGCACGGACUGGAUCCCCUUCGGAUCGUUUGUGCUUACGGGCCGAUUUGACCCAAAGAAAAGGCUAUCAAGUCACGCGGCGAUACAAAAUAUUGAAAUAAUACCACAGGAAUUUCGUCUGAUAGUUCAUUACGCCGAUGGUAAUGUUUGGGAAUAUAAACUAUCAAAUGGUCUGGAGAGAACGUGGGUAGACGUUGAUGUUAAAUCGGAGGGUGCCGUGGAGGAGUUAUCUACCUUGCCGUUUAUUCAAUUCAGGUCAAUGUUCGUCAAGGAUGGGAGAUCUAACGUAGAUCGACUGAGCGUCAAUGGGUUGAAAGAACACAGAAUUUUGGAUAACUGGUCGAGUUUGUUCGGGUCCUCGUUUUUCUUCUUCCGUGGCUGUGCUUCUGAUUAUCACACCCAAGCCCCUGAUAUUCACGUGGAAUUGUUGGGAUAGAAAUUUGGUUGGUAGUCGCACACACUAUCCUUAUAUAGAAAACUUGCUUGGAAUACGCGCACACAUUAGCCUUAUAUAGAACUUGGUUGGUAUACGCACAUAACACAUAUGGUAGUAUAUACACCCGAAUAUGUAUUUAGGAUUGAUUAUGCUUUGUUUUAUAUAUGAAAUGAAAUGAAAUAAAAUGAAAUGGGGUUUAACGUCCUACUGUUUUGCUCCGACUGUGCUAAUGAAGACGGACAUACAGUCCCCUAUGAGUGAAAAUUUUACCGGACAGCGGCACUAUGGCCUACUCUUAUAUCGAUCGAAUUCCAAUUGCCAAGUGCCAUCCGAAUGACUAGACAGCUGUCCCUGUCAGGCCCUCCGUCCUGCGGUUUUAUAUCUGAAUAUGUGCAUCUAAUUGUUACUGGAUUGUCCGUGUUGUAUUCUCAUAUCGUUUGUCUCGUUUGUGUUUUCCUGCGCAGUUAUCAUGGUUGUGUUUCAAGGUGUGCCGUUGGCAAACAAAGGUUGAGGGCCACUGCAAUGCACCAAUGUUCUAAAAUCAGUGGGAGCUAGACGAAAAAGAAAAUCUGUUGCGAUAUGCAGUUCAAGUGACUGUCAUUUUUCUUGUCUUGUUAUCAGAUUUUAUUGUGUAAAAGAUGAAUUCUCAAUUUAUCAGGUGGUUGGGUGGUUGAAUGGUCUUAGAGCGCGCUUUAGAUCACAAGGCCUCGCAUUGAGUCAAAUGGCAUGGUUUCGAUUCCCCGCUGGUACACCUGUAGGGUUGCGCGUCAAACCCCGUGACCGUUCUCCGGGUCCUCCGGUUUUCCCUCACAGCUACAUACCCUACAUGCAAGCGAAUUAUUGAAAUAAAAUUGAAACAUGUGUUAGUCUCGAUAUGGCCUACCUAUAAUGUUUGUGUCGAGGGGACGUUAAACCCCAUUGAUCA
This is a messenger RNA of Patella vulgata (common limpet), 2821 nucleotides long. RefSeq lists its product as uncharacterized. NCBI's taxonomy places the organism in Eukaryota, Metazoa, Mollusca, Gastropoda, Patellidae. Bases 52 to 1896 code for a protein of 614 amino acids. The transcript has a single exon. The record is from RefSeq and is a predicted model, not a curated record.